This is a messenger RNA of Nicrophorus vespilloides, 3652 nucleotides long. Its product is annotated as protein argonaute-3-like. Bases 127 to 3594 code for a protein of 1155 amino acids. The transcript has 5 exons. Lineage: Eukaryota; Metazoa; Arthropoda; Insecta; Coleoptera; Silphidae. Gene Ontology annotation, molecular function: protein binding; RNA binding. The record is from RefSeq and is a predicted model, not a curated record.
UAAGAAUAAAAAUGUAUUUUUAUUUUAGGAAAGAAGAAAAAUAAACAGAAGAAAGAGGCUGAGUCUGCUCCUGUAGAAGAUGUUGUUCCAUCAAGUGCUGUAGAUGAGUCACCUUCCACUUCUUCAAUGGAUACUGUUAAAGAUGAUGUUGUCACAAGAGCAUGUGAUGAUGACAAUGUUGCUGCAGCAAGUAAACCACCAGCCCCUCCUGUCAGUAAAAAAUCGAAAAAAGGCAAAACUAAAUUCAAACCUAUUGAGACAGCAUUGCCGACAGUAGUGCAGACGAAUAAACCUUAUGAGGAUCGCGGAUCUGGGGAUCACCAGCGACAAACUUCACAAGAAUCUCUGAAACCUAGACAGGAGCAACAAGCAUGGGCCAAAGUGCUACCAACUCCGAAACAGGUGCAGCAAACACUGCAGGUCGCCCAGCAAAUUCCACAAGAGUCUCCGAAACCUAAACAGGAGCAGCAAGAAGCGAGAGGAUGGUCGCAGGUCGGCCAGCAAACUCCACAAGAAUCUGCAAAGCCUAGACAGGAGCAAGCAGCGAGAGGAUGGGCCAAAGUGCUGGCACCUCCGAAACAGGUGCAGCAAACACCUCAGGUCGCCCAGCAAAUUCCACAAGAAUCUCCGAAACCUAAACAGGAGCAGCAAAAAGCGAGAGGAUGGGACAAAUCGGUAACACCUCCGAUACAGUUGCAACAAACACCGCAAAAGCAAAUUCCACAAGAAUUACCAAAACCUAAGCAAGCAGCGAAAGGAUGGUCGCAGGUCGGCCAGCAAACUCCACAAGAAUCUGUACAGCCUAGACAGGAGCAAGCAGCGAGAGGAUGGGGUAAAUCGCUACCACCUCCGGAACAGCAAAGACCGCAAUCUGCAGAGGCUAAACAGGGGCAAGUGACUGGUGCAUGGGGUAAACCUGCAGCAAGUACUAAGGAGCAGGCACCUCCAAAGCCUACAUGGGGUCAAGGCAAUCCAAUGAAACAAGCUGCAGGACCAACUGCAACAGCUCAACCCAGCAAAGGACCAGUAGGACCCAUAAGUUCUACUCCGCAGCAAAAAGGAGACUCAUCGUCUGGCGGCACGAUGGAGAGAUAUCAAUUACCUCCAAUAAAUAUUCCCAACAAUUACGAGUUGUUGGUGGUACCUAAUCAUCCGGGAAAACUUGGUCAGGCCAUUCAAGUAUAUACAAAUCAUUUCCCGCUGUGCACAGGAAAUGUAAAGACUAUAUAUCAAUACGAUAUCAACAUUACGCCGAUGAUGUCGAAGGGCAUACAGAGAAUAAUAAUGGAGAGGGCGAGGUCCGAACACUAUCCGCGAUUUUAUCCGGCGUACGAUGGACGCAAAACUCUGAUUAGUCCGGCGAUGUUGUUCAAGGAAAAGGAAGCUGAGGUUACCUGUGAUUUUACGCGAGUAGUCGCUAUAGGGGACAGGAAGCAGACACAGUUGGAAGAAGAUAUACGCCAACAUUCUAACGCAAUGAUGUCGAAGUCAUAUACUAUUUCGUACAAGGUUGUAGCAACAUUGAAUAUUGACAAUUUCGGGGGUUUCUAUGGCCCGAAAGCAGGCAAAGAAGUAAAGAUUGAGAAUAAGAGCGUUGUCCAUGCUUUGGAACUGGUUUUGAGACACACGAUGUCGAAUGUACACAUUCCAGUCGGACGAUCUAUUUUUUACAAGCCUGAUAAGCAAAUCAUGCUUGGUAGCGUGUAUUGUUUGUACAGAGGAAUAUUCCAGUCCAUAAAUUUGGGCUGCAGUCAAGCUUAUUUGAAUGUAGACGUUGCUAAUAAGGGAUUUCCUAUUCAUGGAUCUAUGGCUCAAAUAUGGGAUACGCAUAAAAAUGAAAGCGGUAGAAGGCAAAUAACUACCAUUGACAAGUGGAUUAAAGGAUUGAGGGUGCUGGUAAAAUAUGUAUCGUCAGAUGGAGAAAAUUCACGUGUUUACAAAGCGUUAGGAUUUGGUACGGUUCCUUCUAAGGAAUUUUUCAAUCUAACGUCAGGCGAAAGUAUGUCUGUUAAGGAUUACUUUCUGAAAGUUAAAAGAGUAAAGUUAUAUAGGGACGAUCUGCCGUGCCUGAAAUGUUCUGCCGGUAAAAAUACUGUGAUGAUACCUAUGGAAAUGUGCACUGUUGUCCCAGAUCAGAUAGUCAACAAGAAGAUGGCCGCUGAUGAGACCAGAGAUAUGAUAGCCCGUUGCGCUACAAAAUCAAAUCAACGAAUGGAAAACAUUAUGCAGAAUAUACGACGUGCUAAUUACUCCAGUGAUCCUGUUAUAAAGAAUUUCGAUUUGAAAGUCAGCGAUAGACCGCAACUGGUUAAUGCUAGAAUUUUGCCAGCACCCGUGGUAUUGGUUGGGCCGGGCGAUCGUGAUAUUCAGAAGCCGUCCAAAGGCGCCUGGAGGCAGAACCGAAUGAAGACUACUGCAACCAUUCGCGAAUGGAGCAUCAUCAUAGUUGAUGCUUUUUGCAAUGAUGCUAGUAUCCAAAACUUUAUAAAAUUGUUCAAGGUGAAAUGCAAACAGUACGGUAUAUCUCUAAUAGGACAAUCUCCGAAGGUCCAGAGAAAAGAAGUUUCCAAUAAACUAGCAGAUAUUUUCAAGUAUAUUACUAGCGAAGAUUUAGUAUUUGUCGUCAUUCCGGAUGACAAUAUGGUAUACUCCAGAGUGAAGACGGCCGCAGAGAUCAUGAAAGGUGUACUCACGCAGUGCAUCAAGCAGAAUACCAUGAAGAACAUGAAGGAUUCGACACUCAGCAAUAUUCUACUGAAGGUGAACGCCAAGUUGAACGGCGUUAAUCACGAUAUAAAACCGACGUAUCCGCUUCCGCCGAACACUAUGUUCAUGGGCGCAGAUGUGACCCAUCCCAGUCCGGAGAGCAACGACACGCCCAGCGUGGCUGCAGUCACCGCGUGCCACGAUAAGUCCAGUUUCAAGUAUAACAUCCGGUUCCAAAUGCAGGCGCCCGGAAGGGAGCUGAUCACUAACUUGGACGAACUGGUCAAAGACCAUCUGAUGUACUACAAGGAGUCAAAUGGCACGUUCCCGCUCAACAUCAUCUUCUACAGGGACGGCGUAUCCAAUGGUCAGUUCAAGGAUGUCCUGAAUUACGAAUUGACCGCCAUCAGGAAAGCGUACAGCGCCCUCUGCAAAACUAAGCCUUCUAUAACGUUCGUCGUGGUGCAGAAGCGUCAUCACACCAGACUGUUUCCAUCUAAUCUGAAAUCAGAAUAUAACGUGGACGUCGGUACUUGCGUGGACUCAGAGAUAACCAGUCCAAAUUGUCAGAACUUCUUUUUGGUCUCGCACACCAGCUUCCAGGGAGUGGUGAAGCCGACCAAGUACGUUACCCUUUGGGAUGACCACAAGUUCAGCAACGACCAACUCGAGUCCAUCACGUACAGUCUUUGUCACAUGUUCUCGAGGUGCACCAGAUCCGUCAGUUAUCCGGCUCCAACUUACUACGCUCACUUGGCCGCCGCCAGGGCCAAAUGCUAUGUACACAACAUCGUAUUCGAUCCUAAAGAUCUAUAUGAACAUCCAGAAAGAUAUAACGUUCAACUGCUAGAGAAGAUACGCAAGAACUUACCCAUGUAUUUCGUCUAAAUAUUAUACCUUCUAACAUUUAUAUAUACAUAUUUUGAAAUUUAUAUAUUGGACAAAG